AUGAACCGUCAGCCACAAUCCACCGUUCCGAUUGACGACGCGUCUCCGGAGACGUGCAGAAGGUGUACGGAACUCGACAUCGAAUGCUCCCCGCAGUACACCGCCGGCGGGCCCGCUUCGUGCGAUCCGUGCCGCACCGGCAACAUCUUCUGCUCAAGAUCGGUCCGUGUCCGUGUCGAAGAAGAAAGCGGGCGCGAAUACACCAUCGCGGUGCACCGACCCGUUGUGCCGCCGCUCCAUCCUCUCCCGGCUUUGGACGAAAACCCUCCAGACUCAGUUAUCGACGGCGCGACGUGGAUCCGAUUCUUGUCCACCCGCAUGUCGUACAGCUCCGCGUGGCUGCACCACAUCUUCAACGCGUUCGAGCGAGCGAUCGCCUUGCACGGUCACUAUUUCCAAACCGUCCUCGCCCAAAGCCUGCAUACCGUCGCCGACGCGCUUCGAACCGGCAACGAGUCCAUCCGUCGGAUCGUCCGCACCACUCCAACGCCGGCGGAAGAUCGUCCGCGGGCGGUACCGACAGAGCUGCGACUGCUCAGGACCCGCGUGAGCGACAUGGAAGCGGCCUGCGCGCGACACCAGGAGCAUUCUACGCAACGCAUCUCAGCGCUGGAACGUCGCGUGGCCGAGUUGGGAAGGGAGCUGGUUGCGCUCAACGCCGACGUCCGAGAAACGCGUCCCACCGGGGACGAAGAGUAG
Molecule: messenger RNA, 699 nt
Organism: Punctularia strigosozonata HHB-11173 SS5
Lineage: Eukaryota; Fungi; Basidiomycota; Agaricomycetes; Corticiales; Punctulariaceae
Exons: 2
Coding region: 1-699 (232 amino acids)
Source: RefSeq, a predicted model, not a curated record